AUAAGAUAAGUGAUAUUAUUAACAAUGGAAACUCCUGUAUACAAGAGGUAUACCAAAAAAGUAGAGAAUCUACAUCAAAAUAUGAUUCUCUAUAAAAGACAUUCAAUCAUCUAUACAAGAAGCCAGAAGGAACUACAAGGGUGCACCAAAAAGCAGCCAAAGUAAAAAGGUUAUUUCUCAAGUGUGCAAACUCAUUUUUGAUCCCCUCAAGAACUCUCAUAUUUCUCUCUUUCCAUAUGACCCACAUAAGAGUUAAUGGAGCAACCUUCCAUGCUUUUUGCCUUCUACAAGUAUGUCUUCCAGCCUAAAUAUGUAGAACAUAUCUAACGGUACCCGACAUUACCCAUUGUACACCAUAACAAUUCAGAACCAUCCUCCACAAAAUCGAUGCCACUUUACAAUGCACCAAGAGAUGAUCAACUUCUUCACCAGAACACUUGCACAUGGAACUUCAGCUAACAUGAGUGAUAUUUCUCUUCCUUAAGUUAUUGGUUGUCAGAAUCGCUCCCCUCGCCGCCAACCAAGCAAAAAAGCACAACUUUCUAGGUGUCCCAGGGAUCCAGAUUGAAAGGUUUGGAAAAGACAUCUUCUCUCUCGCGAGCAAGCUCUGAUAGAGAGAUUUGACAGUGAACAAACCAUCGCUACUCAAGGCCCACCUCCAUGAAUCACUAAGAUUGUGCCUGAUGAGUUUGUAGAGCAACUCCAAAAGCCUUUGAAACUCAUCCAUCUCCCAGUUUGGAAGUGAUGUGACCAUCGAAGUCUUCCCACCCAUUCAGAAUGCUCCUCCACAUGCCACAGCCAAACGGAACAGUAAUAGCCCAAGUCCUCCACCCUCCUUUGGAUGAGCCAUAUUUCUCUACCACUACCUCCCUCAUAAGGCGUUCUCCUCCACCCUAAAUAUUCAUAGCCAUUUCCCUAGUAAAACUCUAUUAAACACCUUAAGAUCUCUCAGUCCUAGACCACCCCACUCCUUUGGAGUUGUAGCAACCUCCCAGACUCCCAUUUAACCUAGUGAUUUUUUUAGUCCCAUAAAAAGUUCCUUUGAAGCCUUUCUUGUUUUCUGCAACUAUCAUUGGUGCUUGCAACAAAGACAAUCAGUAGGUAGGGAUGCCCAAUAAAGUAUUUUUUAUGAAUACUUCCUUGCCACCCUUCACAAGUAUCACUUUUCCCAACUUGCUCGUCUCUUCUCAACUCUUUCAAUAAUAGGAUUCCAAACUGUGAGGUCCUUAUGCAAGGCAACCCUAGUCCCGUACGUUACAGGCAUUGUAAACUUUUCCAGACACUUGUUCCAAACCAUUCUCUCCCCCUCUUCUUCCUCCUCUCCUUCCCUCCCUAUGAAGAAACUCCAUCACUUCCCCCAUCUCCAAGCGCCAGUGCCAACGCCAGCACCACUGAUCAAAACUCAGGGUGCAACCAUAUUCUAAACCCACACACACAGGUCCCCCACCUUCUUGAAGAGGUCAAAACACCAAAGAUGGACAGAGAGACCCACCAAAUUCACCACCACAAUAUCUCUGGUAAAAUGUGGAUCGUCACACCCAGAAAGUUCCUCCCAUCCUUCCAACUUCAAGAAGGUGUCACCCAUCCACCUUCUCCCCCUUUGAAGAACUUCAGAAGCUUGAAACUCAUCUGCAAAAUGAAAAAGAAACCGAGAAUGAUUAACCUUCAGCCCAUUAGCUACACCCAAACAGCCGCCGCCCAGUUUCCAACAGCAUCCGGUGAGCCCACCCAUUUUGGGGAAGUCCCGAGCAAUUCAAGAAGUUUUUUCUUUAGACAUAUUUACUGGACGGCGAAAAAUGAGGUUCCCUAUCUGAUUCCACCUUGCAGCAUCUUCCCCCUAGUUCUAAUACUGGCUCCUUGAAAGACCUUUGUUCCAGCUUCCUUGAUUCUAGAGGGAAGUAGGUGCCUCUCUCUCUAGACAUUUCAAAAUUGAUGUAUCUACAACGUAAGCUAAUAAGACCCACAUAUAAUGGACUCUUAGCAUCCUAAUGAGCCUUGGUUGUACAAACAAUAAAGCAUGCCAAUGUGAAUAAUUUUCUGAAAAGAACCAAAUAUAAAAAAUCUCAUAUGAUAAGUAUUACUCAAGUAAAUAUAUCCAAAACAAAAAAGAACGCUUAUCCAACACAAGCAACAAGAUGAACUAAAUAUCGUCAAUGACUCCUUAGAAAUAUCUUUGCUACAAUUUUUGUGAAAUAGGCACGCCAGCAAGCUGAAAUAUUCUCAACCUCCCACUCAUUCCAGAUCACAAUUAAACAACUAAAGGGAAAAUACUUUCUUCAAUUGUUACUUUGAGAGGCCACUGACACGA
Solanum tuberosum (potato) is the source of this 2308-nucleotide messenger RNA. RefSeq lists its product as uncharacterized. The transcript is spliced from 2 exons. Bases 1229 to 1861 code for a protein of 210 amino acids. The record is from RefSeq and is a predicted model, not a curated record. NCBI's taxonomy places the organism in Eukaryota, Viridiplantae, Streptophyta, Magnoliopsida, Solanales, Solanaceae.